Paramecium primaurelia is the source of this 825-nucleotide messenger RNA. The record is from the annotation of a GenBank genome assembly. Lineage: Eukaryota; Ciliophora; Oligohymenophorea; Peniculida; Parameciidae.
ACCGUACCUUACUAAGAAGAAUUUUAGGAUAGCAAGAAGUGCACUUUGAAAAAAGAAUUGAUAUUAAUUAUAUGGAUGCAUUUAUAAACGCUAUCUAUAUACCUAUAAAAAUUAAAAUUGAAAUAUUUAUUCGGAUUCUAAGUUCAUUUGUAGAUGGAUUUCUCAAAAUAAAUACAAGAAUAUAUAUAUUUUAAAGAAAAAGUGUUUAGUAUUAAAGUUUUUGAAGAAUGGCAUUUUAGAGUUUAGAAAAAAUCUUUUGGAUGCGUGAAACUGAAAAAAGAAUUUUAACACUCUAUAUGUCAUAAAGAUCUUUUGUGUUGUACCAAGUUUGUUAAAUUAUUUCUCCAAUUAUUCGUUUAGAAGAUUAUUAAUACCUUUAUACUAUUUAGAAUACAAAAUUUAUUAAUUAUUGUUUACCAUAUUAUUUAUAUGUUUAUGAAAAUGCUUUUCAUUGAAAAAAUGGAACAUUUGCUAAUUACUAUAAUAAUUUUAGAAAUUUUGCCUGAUUCCAAUUAGAUUGAUAUUCUAGAAAGUUUUAGUUGUUUUCUCAUUUUAAUAUUAAUAAAAAUUUCACAAUUUGUUAUGAAAUAAAUAAGAUUUGAAUAACAAUUGAAAUUUCUUUAGAGUUUUCAAGAUUUUCUUAAUUGUCCUUUUAGUGAAGUGUUUUUUUCUUAUAGGAACUUUAGAAUAUGUAUUAUUAUUUAUAUUGAAAUUGCGAAGUCAUUUUAGAUUUACCAAUCUUUUUAAAUUGUUUAUCUAUUGUUUUAUAGAAAAUUGAUUCUUUAAAGAAUGUAAUAAUAAUUAAUAAUAUAUUAAUAAUUAUGA